GAGAGGUGCGGGCCAGAGCUGCCGUGCGUUAACCCUUCAUCCGCCGCGCCCUUCCCAUCCUGAGACCUGCGCGCGCGCGCUUCGGGAGCCGGCGGAGCGCCGUCCUCCUCCAGCAGCACACCUCUCCGUAACCCCCGGAGGAACCACACUUUGGACCGAGCCGCUGACUGUCCUGCAGGAGCCGCUCCGGCUCGGAUGGCCUCGUUUCCGCAUUCCCGGCGCCGUCGUGCGCACUGCGGGCAAGGAGCUGAGAACCAUGGUCUCCGAGAAAAACCGGUUCCUCAGGCUUUUCCACCCGAGGACUGCUGGCGUGUAUUAUUCUCCCCGGCGGCGGAGAGGAGCCACGGCGGAGCCAGAUCCCGGUGACCGCCGCUGCGGCCGCUGCUCGUCGGUGCGCGGAAAGCCGCAGAGUCGCUGCUGAGCCGGAGACGCGCCGCCGGGAUGGAGAGCUGCUGCCGCUCCUGCAUGCCCUGCUGCGACUGUCUCUGGAACUGGAUCUGGCCCGACCUACGCUACCCGAACGUCCCGGCCCAAGGCCAUGUCAUCGCGAACCCGGUGGCCCACGCGGCCGAGAUCCGAACCGUGUCCGGGGACAUCCGCGCGCCCUCCCCCAAGAAGCGGCCGGUGCAGCUUUACGCGGCGCUCUUCGACUUCCAGGCCCGCAGCGACGACGAGCUGACGGUGAGGGAGGGGGACAAGCUGUCCGUCAUCGAGAAGCGGGGGGAGUACGUGCUGGCCAAGAAGCUGACCGGGACGCUGGAGUCCGGCCUCAUCCCCGCCAACUACGUGGCUCUGCUGCAGGACGAGUUCGCCAAGUACAAGUGGUACUAUGGCAACAUCAACCGCACGAAAGCUGAGAAGCUGCUGCUGGCUUCCCAAAACAAAGAUGGAGCCUUUCUGGUUCGCAUCAGUGAGAGUCACAGUGACGAGUACACCAUCUCUGCCAGAACUCAAGGAAAAGUGGACCACUUCCGGAUCCAGCGGUCAGUCAUCGGAGCGUACUUUGUCUCGGAAAAGAUCUCCUUUGCGACGCUGGCGGAGCUGAUCUCCUACUACCAGAAAAACCCUCGGAGUCUGGGAGUCCAGCUGGUGCAGCCGUGUGCCCAGCAGCGGGAGCUGUUUGACAUGGAGCCAUGGGAGAGACCGCGAGAGGAGUUCAAACUCUACAAGAAACUGGGAGAAGGAAACUUUGGAGAAGUGUGGGAGGCUCUGUGGGUCAAGGAGAACAAGAAGGUGGCCAUAAAGACUCUAAAGCAAGAGGACACGAAGCAGGACGAGUUUGUGAAGGAGGUUCAGGCCCUGAAGAGCCUCCAUCACCCCCGCCUCAUCCAGCUGCUCGCCAUGUGCUCCAGAGGAGAACCCGUCUACAUUGUGACAGAGCUCAUGUGCAAAGGAAGUCUCAAAUCCUACUUGGCCUCUUCUGAGGGCCACAUGCUGACGUCCGCUCACCUCAUCUACAUGAGCAGUCAGAUCGCGGAGGGCAUGGCCUACCUGGAGGACAGGAGCAUCGUGCACAGAGACCUGGCUGCCAGGAACAUCCUGGUGGGAGAUGAUCUGGUCUGUAAGGUGGCUGACUUCGGGCUGGCCCGGAUCAUCAGGGACAGCGUGUACACAGCCAGUCGAAACACGAAGAUCCCGGUCCGGUGGACGGCUCCGGAGGCAGCGCUUCACCAACGCUUCUCCGUCAAGUCAGACGUGUGGUCGUUCGGGGUGCUCCUCUAUGAGAUGAUGUCUCGUGGUAAAAUGCCUUAUGAAGGAAAAAGCAACAAGGAGGUGAUGGAGAUUCUAACCUCUGGUUAUCGCCUCCCAUCUCCCACCCGCUGCCCUCCGAACAUUUACAAGAUCAUGAUGGAGUGCUGGGCUGCAGAACCUUCAAAACGACCGUCCUUCCACGCCUUGCACAGCCAGCUCGAUGCCAUUUACACCAAGAUCUAUUUCAAGACCGUAGAAGUGUAGAAACACGAGGCCGUGGACGACCGCGAUGUUCUUCUGCUUCCUCAAAGAGCGAGAUGGAAGGAAUAAGAGUUGGAAUGCACUCGUCACCUGUGGAGGACGUGGGUGUGAAGGAGAGGAGACCAGGAAUACAGAGGACUUCUGUCAGUGGAGAGAAGAAAGACGGUCAAACCUCGGACUGACCUUCAUGGGAGGGAAACCUGUCCACGACGAGCCGCAGCACAUUUACAGAAGAGUUUUUUUAUUUACAACCUUCUGUUUUCUUAUGGACACUUGAGCUCACAGGUCAGGAAUUUAAACUUUGGCUUUGACCACAAAAGUAAUUGUAAAAAAAAUAAUAAUAAUAAUUGUGCAAUAAUGAACUCCUUCCAACACUUUUUGCCUCAUUAGAGGACAGGGACGGAUGUCCUGAGCAGCUUCACGUCCAGAGUUGCACAUCUUAAUGACGGGUUCGUUGGCAGGGUAUUUGUCACGUAUCUCCACGAUCCAUCAAGGGUUUUCUCAUCUGCAGCCUGUGAAUUAGAAACCUCACAUCACUGGAUUUGCUCUGACUGUGCGUUUGAGGGAUCGUGCAGUUUCAGCAGGAGGUACCGUGACCAUCAGCUGCUGAAGAAUAUAAGCUAAGCUUUUGUUUUCUCCAGAAAGUAGACAAAUCUAAAAAUCUUUCCAUCUGAGAGUGAUGGCUCACACGCACCAGCAUCAAAACAUGUGUUGAACCUUUAUUUUUAUGGCAGGAGAAGCAGGUGAUCUUCAAAAGUCAAAGGGCAGUUGGAGUCUGACUCCAAAUUCAACCCAGAUUUGAAAAAUGCAAAAAAAAGGGGGCGGGUCUAGCGGAGCUGGAGGUGUGGCUAGGAUCUAUGAUUGACAAUAGGUUAGCUUUAUAUAGCCAUAACAAUAGAAGCCACCAAUUGACCAAUCACAAAAUUCAACUGCAAUACAUCGUUUCAACCUGUAGGGACCAUUUUUGACUAUAUUUUCAGGAAUUAAACAAGUUUAUUUUAAUUUGUCAAAACAUUUGGCCAACAGAUAGUACUUUUAAAACCUCAUUUAUAGAGGUCAACCUCCAAAAAAGGGUUGAUUCAGUGUUUGGUUACCAUUUAACCCCUCAAUGCAAAAAUGGAUCAAACCACUUCGGCUCCAAAAGAACUUUAAUUUAGCUUCUACUUGAAAGUAAAAUCAUCAUUUUUUUAAUGGCAGGAAUUAAACAGACAUGAAAGGGUUAAAUUAAAUUUAACUUUUCUAACUAAUAAAACGUGUCAAACCAACAUUUUAUUUUAAACCUUUCACUUUGACAUUGAUUAUGUGAAAUGGAAAAAUUGAAUUAAACCAAUAAAAUUUAAAAAGCUCUACAUUUAUGCUGUUCUCGGUCGGUGACGUGUCUGGUGUGUGUGAGCUCUGACUGAAGAUCAGAAAACCGAUUCCCUCUUUUACUGUCAUAGAUCAGAGGUCUGCAACCUGCAGCUCCAGAGCCACAUGUGUACGGAGCUGAAAUGGGGUCAAUAUUAUUUAAAACCCAAAUAAUACAAAUUGAACAAAAAUAUUUGUGU
This is a messenger RNA of Oryzias melastigma (Indian medaka), 3500 nucleotides long. It is a transcript of the gene srms, whose product is annotated as tyrosine-protein kinase Srms. Gene Ontology annotation, molecular function: signaling receptor binding; ATP binding; non-membrane spanning protein tyrosine kinase activity. The record is from RefSeq and is a predicted model, not a curated record. Bases 442 to 1956 code for a protein of 504 amino acids. Gene Ontology annotation, cellular component: extrinsic component of cytoplasmic side of plasma membrane. Lineage: Eukaryota; Metazoa; Chordata; Actinopteri; Beloniformes; Adrianichthyidae. Gene Ontology annotation, biological process: cell differentiation; innate immune response; protein phosphorylation. The transcript is spliced from 8 exons.